UACUCCUGCAAAGCCAUCAGUGAUGCUGGUGCCGGCAGCGCUAACAGUGCGCUAAUACUGAAAGCGCAUGCUCCACGCAUACAGCGACCAAUCAACGCUACGGCAAAGACUGGUACCAACGUCAUGUUGGACUGUGACGUCAGUAGCGCUGUCCCGUAUAACGUCACGUGGUACCGACAGGGAGCGCAGGACCCAAUCAGAUCUAGUCACCGUGUCAUCAACCAUGGCAACGGUUCCAUGGAGCUGCUUCACGCCAGCAGGAGGGACGAGGGAAACUACGUCUGUCGCGCCGAGAACGAGGGCGGGGUCGCACAGGCGAAAUUCUACCUCCAGAUACAAGAGCUACCAAAAGUGACGAUCAGUCCAUCCGAGCAGAGUUACAGAGAGGGAGACACGCUGGAUCUCACAUGUCUGGUGUACGGCAUCCCUACACCUACCUCCUACUGGACCAACUCAUCCGAUGACAGGCGGCUUAACUCCACCGACCGGAUGAUAGUGAACAGCGGUACGCUCGUCAUUCUGGAUGCUAAGGAAGAGGAUGCGGGCAUCUACCACUGUGUGGGAAAAAACGAAGCAGGCAUCGAUACAAAGCCGGCACUGCUCAAGUUCAUUGGUACGAUCAGGAGUCCAUCAAUCGAUAGUCUAUCAUUUGAUAGACUCCUGUUACUAUCAAGAGCUAAUAGUACCUAGAGUGUACAACGGAAAAACGGGAAAAUAGUGCUAUUUCACGACAACAUUAUUCUACUUUGCCUGCGAGUCUAGAAGGUAUUAUAUUAGCUCUUGUUACUAUCUAUGUCAUAUUCAUCAGCUGUGUUUACGGUUCACUGAAUGUACGCUGUUGACAACUGUGUUUUGGGGGCUUCGUAUGUUUGCAAUAUUGGCUUCUGAUUAUAGAUAUAUGCCUAAUAAGUAUUACUUAUUAUCGCCGCUCAUAGAGGGCGGUACAAGCGCCCCCUAUCGUUGGUUGAAGCCAGCAACAUGUCGCGAAUUAUCACCCAUAGAGGUCGCUGAUGAUCCCAUCGUCUCACUCACUUAAAGGAGGUUUGCGCCACCUCGAAAAAUGCUGGGCUUAUUAGCCAAUGUCCUGAUUCCAUGAAAUUUCUACGUUUACCCUCUAAGUUAGAGCACGACCUAGCUCUACUCUUACUGUUAGCUGUUCUUUGACUUUUCUUUUCGUCGACUUGUGUCACCACUAGAUGGCGUAAGAUGCCAGGUUGUACGCUCUUCGGUAAUAUCCCUCUUGUAACACGUUUAAAGCAUCACAGGUGGAGAUAAAAAUCAUCGGUCUUCUACGUGAAAUAAUGUGAAAAAAUGAAUGUUGAAUAAAUAGUUUACAUUCAAUCUUUGUAACCGUAUCCCAACGUGGAUAACUUAUAAAGCAAUGUCAAGCUAUCAUUCCACAGAUUAUAAUCAGACAAACUAACAGAACACAAUUCGAAUCUCUCUACAAAGCUUGUACCGAUAUGCUUUCUAUUCACAAUGGACGUUUAGUAUUAACAUCGCGAUGUUUUUACUAUCCUAAUACGUACUCAUAGUUGAUGGAAGAUAAUAUCUAUUAUUUAGGUGAUGUUUGUUACAAAUCAGCUUUUGAAACAAUGGUAGCACCUUAUACCGAGGAAUAUACGCUAUAACACUGGAUGAUGUGAUAUGAUAUGAGUAUGGAUUGCGUAUUUUACCGUAUAAAUAUAUUUUAUCGUAAUUUAUCGUCUCAUGAUCGUAUGUAUAUCGACCGUGUAUGUCUAACCGCGUUGGUCGAUUUGAUUUUCUUGCGUCACAGAGGAGCCAACAAUCGACAUACCACAGAGAUUGGUGCACGUGCCCGUGGGCGGGGAGGCGGAACUGCGAUGUGACGUCACCCAGGGCGUGCCCCCUCCCACCGUGCGAUGGUAAGUUGUGUGUGUGUGUGUGUGUGUGUGUGUGUGCGUGCGUGCGUGCGUGCGUGUGUGUGUGCGCGUGU
Messenger RNA from Priapulus caudatus, 1957 nucleotides. RefSeq names its product protein sax-3-like. Gene Ontology annotation, cellular component: plasma membrane; axon. Bases 124 to 690 code for a protein of 188 amino acids. NCBI's taxonomy places the organism in Eukaryota, Metazoa, Priapulida, Priapulimorpha, Priapulimorphida, Priapulidae. Gene Ontology annotation, molecular function: cell-cell adhesion mediator activity. Gene Ontology annotation, biological process: dendrite self-avoidance; homophilic cell-cell adhesion; axon guidance. The record is from RefSeq and is a predicted model, not a curated record. The transcript is spliced from 5 exons.